AUGACACCAAAGUUCUCCGCGACCUUCAUCCCGAGCUUCUUCAUACGUUCAGCUUCGACGCGUUCCCUCUGCACACGCGCCAACGCUUCCAGUCGCGACUUGUCGAGGAAUGUCUCCGUCUGCGUCGGCACGCGACGGUGCGAAGCUCGGAUCGCUGUCGAGAUGGGGAAAGGAUGCGAGAGAAAAAGGGUCAGGGUCAGUCUGAAUCAACAGACGAACAUUUGA
Microbotryum saponariae is the source of this 225-nucleotide messenger RNA. The record is from the annotation of a GenBank genome assembly. NCBI's taxonomy places the organism in Eukaryota, Fungi, Basidiomycota, Microbotryomycetes, Microbotryales, Microbotryaceae.